UUACGGUACAAGUAACGGACUUCCGUAACCUCCACUGAUUAUGCAAGUCCAAUACAGCUGCAGUUUAGGAUUUGUCACGCCUACAUGAAGUCGCGUGGGCGGCGACAUGUACAUCAGGUUUUUGCUGACUUCUCCGUCACUGCUUGCUGUGAGAUGGUCAGUUCUGACAGUGAAAUGAGCUGGUCGGAUAUUUUCAGUCACCCGUUGUGGCCGUUUUGUACGGCCCUGCUGGCGCUGGUGGUGCACCUGCAGCGGAGAGUGCGCUGGAACCCAAAAGCCUGCACCGUGAGCCUGAAAGGGAAGACUGCUUUAGUGACCGGAGCCAACACAGGGAUUGGGAAGUUCAUUGCCUUGGACUUUGCACAUCGUGGGGCCCGUGUUAUUCUGGCCUGUCGCAGUGAGUCCCGGGGGGCAGCAGCAGUUAAAGAAAUCAGGGAAAAAACUGGGAACUCUGAUGUCCACCUGCGUCUAGUGGACCUGUCUUCUCUGGACUCUGUCAGGGACUUUGCUAAGGGUGUUCUUGAAGAGGAGAAAGCUCUCCACAUCCUUGUCAACAAUGCUGGAGCAUCAGGUUUACCCAGACAGAUCACCAAAGAUGGGUUUGAUGUUUCUUUUGCCACCAACCAUCUGGGGCCGUUCCUUCUCACGAGCUUGCUGCUGGAGCUGAUGAAGCGUUCUGCUCCAGCACGUAUCGUCACCGUCAGCUCAGCCAACCAUAAGAAUGGUCAAAUGGACUUCAAACAUUUUCAUGGGGAGAACCUCACGUAUUACUUUGAUAAAGUCUACAACAACACUAAGCUGCACAAUAUCAUCUGUACAAAUGAGUUUGCACGCAGGCUACAGGGGACAGGUGUCGCUGCAAACUCUGUCCACCCUGGUUUUGUCAUGACAGAGGUGAUGAGACACUAUCCACUUGUGUUUCGUUGGAUUUUCAACAUCAUUGGAGUUUUCUUUUUAAAGUCUCCAGAACAGGGUGCAGUCAGUUCGAUCUACUGUGCAGUAGCAGAAGAAAUAGAAGGAAUAACUGGGAAGUAUUUUGACAGCGACUGCUCCCUGGCUCUCCCUGCUCCUUUAGCUCGAGAUGCUGCCCUCGCAGUCAAGGACUUUGAGGUCUGUGAGAGACUGACAUUGAAGUCAAGGCUUUGAGCUCUGAGCAAGAACUCUACAACUA
Monopterus albus (swamp eel) is the source of this 1171-nucleotide messenger RNA. RefSeq names its product retinol dehydrogenase 11. The record is from RefSeq and is a predicted model, not a curated record. Bases 85 to 1146 code for a protein of 353 amino acids. Lineage: Eukaryota; Metazoa; Chordata; Actinopteri; Synbranchiformes; Synbranchidae. The transcript has 7 exons.